CAGAAUAAUAUCAUGAGUUAGUAACUGCUAGCCUGCUAGGCUCCAUUUGUGCUAAAAUAAAUAUCCGAAAGCGGCUCUCAAGGCUGAAAAUAUCACUUUUCUUUCGAGAAGGCUAAGAAAAGGAGAACCAAAAGAAAUAAUAAAAUAAUAAAACGACCAAAAAUAUCACGCGGAACAGAAAUAUCUGGCACCAUCCACAAGAGAAAAGCGAAAAAUAUCUGGCUGGCAUAGGCCCAAGAUAUUUAUUUCUCAAGUCGAAAAAAUGACGUGGCACUCCUCCUCUCUCCUGACACGUCCCAAAAAGCGCUGCCAUGUGGCCGCUCCUCUCCCUUCAUCUCUUUCCCCUUUCCUUCUCCCAGCACAAGUAAAUCUCUCUGCAACAAAAAAAAAUUUUGACGGAAGAUUUUCCCUCUCUUCCUCGCUGCCGAUUGACAAAAAGGGAAACGAUCUUGAACUAGAAGCUCCACCGAUUUCCACAAUCAAGUUGGAUCUCUAUCUGUUGCUUGGUUCAAAUCUUGAAGGAGGGGGAGAGAAAAAGACCUAGCCGGAGAAGAUUUGUCAUGGAGACGGGGGUUCCCGAUAGAUCCUACACCGGUUCCGGCCGACGCACCGCCGGCGCGAAAGAGAUUCCGGGGCCAUCUGGAGCAUGGACAAAUGAGAAGCACCACUUGUAUCUUCAUUCAUUAGAAGCAUCAUUCCUCGAGCAGUUGCACCAAUCCAUCAGCUUGCGUGGCUGCUUGCGGAAGGUUGAUUGCAGGCCAUAUUCAUCCAGACAAGCCAAAGAUUGUAAUUCGUUGCAGCAGGGUACUUUUCAAAGAGAUAGCAAGCAGAAGAUCAACUGUGAAGGAGACGAGGACUUGUUCGAGAGCACUUGUGAUUCCCAUUUUGUAGAAGGAAGUCCUCCGUCGAUGCAUCAUGAUAUAUCCGAGGACUCGGAGCAUACAGCAUCUAGUGAUCUCCACUCUGCUUUUGGUAAAGAGGGGAAACGCAAGAGGAAUGAGUUGCCUGUUUCCCCUGCAUCAACACAAAGUUCGAGUGACACCAGUUUCUUAGAGGUUUCAGAUCAAAACUUCGCGGAUGAUGAUGAUGCUGUAUAUAAGUCGAGCCCGGCAUCCAGAUUGAAGAGGUCAAAGACGGAUGGACCAAGCGAUCAUUUUUCGGCAUUUCGCAACACCGAAGACAUCACCUGAGCCGAGCUUCCAACUCGAAGAACGAUGCAUAUACAUCAUGGCUCACUUCCAUCAGGGCUUCGAAAGCUGAAGAACUCUGUUCAAAGAUUCCUUUAUCGGCAAUGUCCCGCGAGCUAAGCUCCCUACAAUGUCUCUACUAUUCUCAGGGUAUGGUGAUUUUUUGCCACUCACAGAACAACGAGCGCGCGGCAAUUCGAUAGGCUACUCAAUUUGCACUUCUUUCCCUUUUGUUAUUGCUUUUACUUUGAUUGCCCUUCCCUUUCAGAGCAGUUUUGUAGGUUCUUUUGUUCAAUAUAUACAGAGAGAAACAUGGAAGAAACAUGGAAGAAACAUGCUAUAAAAAUCGACAACAAAACAAUGACUAUAAUAAGUGCGUCAAAACGAUAGUAUGGUGCUACUCCUUGUUAUAAGAAUCGAACCGGAUCAACGGCCGGACCAGUAGAACCGUCAAACCAGUUACGAUAGUGGUUUCGGUUCAUUGUUUGAACGGUUAUUGAUGGACGAAACGGUUUUUUCACGGUUCAACAUAAAAUCAGAUGAACCGA
Linum trigynum is the source of this 1735-nucleotide messenger RNA. The record is from the annotation of a GenBank genome assembly. Lineage: Eukaryota; Viridiplantae; Streptophyta; Magnoliopsida; Malpighiales; Linaceae.